AUGACAGCAUCAGAUGACCGACCGAUUGUGGGUCCAAUGUUAGUCUGGUUAGAUGUGCUGGAAAAGGAUUUUGAUAAGGCAUUCGUUGACUUGGAUUUAUUGCUUGGAGAGAUUGAUGUUGAUCAGGCAGAUAUAAUGUUUGAAAGUCGACAAAAGAUGACUGCUUUGAGUAGUGCAUUUGCUCAACUUGUCCACAAAGCGCAAACAAUCUUUCAGUGUAAUUUGCGCCAAGAAGCAGAAUUAGCUCAACUUCGACAAGAUUUUUGCUCUUCGCGAGCUGCUCAGAUAGAAUUAGAACGUGAAUCUCAACAACUUAUGCUCCAAGUUCAUAGAUUGCAUUGUCAAGUGCAUUCUAAAACUGCUCCACAUGAAUCAGAUAUGAUCAAGAAAAAACUAGAACAAGAAAUCUUGGAUUUCCGAUCUGAAAUUCGACCUCCCGCGAAACUUCGCUCGGAAGUAGAAUUUCUGCGUAAAGAAAACAAAAAAUAUCGUCAAAUGAUUUUAGCUAUACAAAAUGAAGUUUAUGGUGCACGACUCGCUGCUAAAUACUUGGAUAAAGAGCUCGCUGGAAGGAUUCAGCAAAUUCAACUUCUUGGACGAGAUAUGAGAGGUGCUGAACACGAUCGGCUAUGGAAUCAGCUAGAAGCAGAAAUUCAUCUUCAUCGUCAUAAAACUGUAAUUCGGGCUUGCAGAGGAAGACGCGCGAAUCAAAAGCAUUUACCAUUGCCACCUCAACAUGAUUAUAUAAGUUUAAGGAAGCACAAAGGUGUUGGACAAAUGCGCAAUGUAAUUUUGACUAAAGAACCACAUGAAGGUCUUGGCAUAUCAAUUACAGGUGGUAAAGAGCACGGAGUACCAAUUUUGAUUUCGGAAAUUCAUCCCAAUCAACCUGCUGAACGUUGUGGUAAUUUAUUCGUAGGCGAUGCCGUACUGUCCGUUAAUGGAAUCGAUCUCCGUACUGUAAAGCAUAAUGAAGCUGUGCAUAUACUUUCUGAACAGGAAGGUGAACUACAUUUAGAAGUUGUUUAUGUGGCUCCAGAUCAAGAUAGUGAUGAUGAUGGUGAUGUAAUGAUCGAAACUCAAAAUGGAUAUCUAUUCAACUUAUACGAGCCCUUUGUUGAUGGUGAACAAAAAAUGACAAGUUCAAGCACGCUGGAUAACACUGCGAGCAGUUGUCCCUCUUCAGCAUCUCAUCAUAGUGAUAAUAACAAUUGUGUUGCUGAUAAUAUUAAUUUACCAAGAACGAUAGAUGGAAAGAAAUCUUCUCAGCAAUAA
Thelazia callipaeda (thelaziosis nematode) is the source of this 1275-nucleotide messenger RNA. The record is from the annotation of a GenBank genome assembly. NCBI's taxonomy places the organism in Eukaryota, Metazoa, Nematoda, Chromadorea, Rhabditida, Thelaziidae.